Molecule: messenger RNA, 4304 nt
Organism: Ictalurus furcatus (blue catfish)
Lineage: Eukaryota; Metazoa; Chordata; Actinopteri; Siluriformes; Ictaluridae
Exons: 31
Coding region: 216-4097 (1293 amino acids)
Biological process (GO): microtubule cytoskeleton organization
Cellular component (GO): cytoplasmic microtubule; cilium
Molecular function (GO): microtubule binding
Source: RefSeq, a predicted model, not a curated record
AUCGAUCUUUCUCUCUGCACAAUAAAGGUCAAACUGCCUGCGCGUCAACACAGACUUCAGGGUGAAACAUUUUCAAGAGCUUUUUCUAAAAGCUUUAAAGACUCGCGCAGCCCAGCCAGGAGACGCCAAAUUGUCGUGGAAAUUAGACAACACUUGCAGACUCGUCCUCUGAAGGAUCUCAGGUACACAACACGAAGACCACCCCUGUUAGUGACAUGUCUGAGGGAGUAGUUGGGAGAGGAGUUUUUGGCUCCAUGGUCCUUCCAAGCCGACCCGAAGUGGCAGCAUGUCCUGAGCAGGAUGAGUCCAUAAACAAAGCCUCAUGGGAGCCACCAGCUGGAACAUAUGGCCAUUCUGUCUCUGGAAGUCAUGUUGAUUGUGAUGACAGCCCAGAACCUGAUGAGGCAACGGAGAGGGUGAAGCUGUCCAAGAUUGCAAGGGAUAAGAUGCGCCAACAUUGGCUAGAACAGCAAGAAGCCCAGCCUACACCGCGAAUGAGGCAGAGCCUUAGACAUGUAACAUCUGAAGUGACCUCAGAUGAAGCAGCAUCUCUGCAAGAUGAAAUCAUACCUGUUACCUUAAAGAAGGAUUCCAACAAGCAGGUGGAGUUGCGGCCAUUCUCCAGACCGGAGCUUGCCCUCACUCAGAGCUUCAGUCUGCUUAACUCGGAUGACUGGGAGAAAAAAAUCGAGGGGCUCAUGUUCCUGCGCUGUUUGGCACGGUAUCACUCUGACGUGCUUAAUAGUAGGCUUCAUGAAGUCUGCCUUGCUGUCAUUCAAGAGAAGAGGGUGAAGCUGUCCAAGAUUGCAAUGGAUAAGAUGCGCCAACAUUGGUUAGAACAGCAAGAAGCCCAGCCUACACCGCGAAUGAGGCAGAGCCUUAGACAUGUAACAUCUGAAGUGACCUCAGAUGAAGCAGCAUCUCUGCAAGAUGAAAGACCUGUUACCCUAAAGAAGGAUUCCAACGAGCAGGUGGAGUUGCGGCCAUUCUCCAGACCGGAGCUUGCCCUCACUCAGAGCUUCAGUCUGCUUAACUCGGAUGACUGGGAGAAAAAAAUCGAGGGGCUCAUGUUCCUGUGCCGUUUGGCACGGUAUCACUCUGAUGUGCUUAAUAGCAGGCUUCAUGAAGUCUGCCUUGCUCUCAUUCAAGAGGUUCGUAACCAGCGCUCCAGAGUGUCCCAAAUCGCCAUGGUGACUUUAGGAGAGCUAUACUCUGGCCUGCAGAAGGGAAUGGACCAGGAGCUGGAAGCAACAGCCAAAGUUCUGUUACACAAAACAGGAAAGAUCAAUGCGUUCAUUAGGCAGCACGCAGAUGCCGCGCUGGGCAGCAUGGUGCAGAACUGCACACCUACACGCAGCAUGAACGCCCUGCUUGCUGGAGGACUCGGGGUGUCCCCCGACUUGUGCCCCGAGUUCCCUGGGAUAGGCUCCAGGCUCCCCUGCGACCCUGGUCACUUGAACGCAGCCGUAAGGAGGUGCACCGCUCAGCACUUGACUACUCUGGUCGAGAAGAUCGGCACCGGGCGGUUAUUGUCUGGUACGAAAAAUCUCACGGACCGAAUCUUACCCGCUGUCUCCAAGCUGGCGCAAGACUCUUCACCUGAAACCAGAUAUUUUGGCCGGCAAAUGCUGCUGUUCUUGUCUUCUCACCGAGACUUUGAUAAAAUGGUGGAAAAGUACAUUCCUCUCAAAGACCUGGCAACCGUCAGGGACACCGUCGUCACUCUGAAGACUAAGUUUAUAAAGAAGGAUCCCAACAAGCAGGUGGAGUUGCGGCCAUUCUCCAGACCGGAGCUUGCCCUCACUCAGAGCUUCAGACUACUUAACUCGGAUGACUGGGAGAAAAAAAUCGAGGGGCUCAUGUUCCUGCGCCGUUUGGCACAGUAUCACCCUGACGUGCUUAAUAGUAGGCUUCAUGAAGUCUGCCUUGCUGUCAUUCAAGAGGUUCGUAACCUGCGCUCCAGAGUGUCCCGCAUCGCCAUGGUGACUUUAGGAGAGCUAUACUCUGGCCUGCAGAAGGGAAUGGACCAGGAGCUGGAAGCAACAGCCAAAGUUCUGUUACACAAAACAGGAAAGAUCAAUGCGUUCAUUAGGCAGCACGCAGAUGCUGCGCUGGGCAGCAUGAUGCAGAACUGCACACCUACACGCAGCAUGAACGCCCUGCUUGCUGGAGGACUCGGUCACUUGAACGCAGCCGUAAGGAAGUGCACCGCUCAGCACUUGACUACUCUGGUCGAGAAGAUCGGCACCGGGCGGUUAUUGUCUGGUACGAAAAAUCUCACGGACCGACUCUUACCCGCUGUCUCCAAGCUGGUGCAAGACUCUUCACCUGAAACCAGAUAUUUUGGCCGGCAAAUGCUGCUGUUCUUGUCUUCUCACCGAGACUUUGAUAAAAUGGUGGAAAAGUACAUUCCUCCCAAAGACCUGGCAACCGUCAGGGACACCGUCGUCACUCUGAAGACUAAGUUUAUAAAGAAGGAUCCCAACGAGCAGGUGGAGUUGCAGCCAUUCUCCAGACCGGAGCUUGCCCUCACUCAGAGCUUCAGACUACUUAACUCGGAUGACUGGGAGAAAAAAAUCGAGGGGCUCAUGUUCCUGCGCUGUUUGGCACAGUAUCACCCUGACGUGCUUAAUAGUAGGCUUCAUGUAGUCUGCCUUGCUGUCAUUCAAGAGGUUCGUAACCAGCGCUCCGGAGUGUCCCGCAUCGCCAUGGUAACUUUAGGAGAGCUAUACUCUGGCCUGCAGAAGGGAAUGGACCAGGAGCUGGAAGCAACAGCCAAAGUUCUGUUACACAAAACAGGAAAGAUCAAUGCGUUCAUUAGGCAGCACGCAGAUGCCGCGCUGGGCAACAUGGUGCAGAACUGCACACCUACACGCAGCAUGAACGCCCUGCUUGCUGGAGGACUCGGUCACUUGAACGCAGCCGUAAGGAAGUGCACUGCUCAGCACUUGACUACUCUGGUCGAGAAGAUCGGCACCGGGCGCUUAUUGUCUGGCGUGAAAAAUCUCACCGACCGAAUCUUACCCGCUGUCUCCAAGCUGGCGCAAGACUCUUCACCUGAAACCAGAUAUUUUGGCCGGCAAAUGCUGCUGUUCUUGUCUUCUCACCGAGACUUUGAUAAAAUGGUGGAAAAGUACAUUCCUCCCAAAGACCUGGCAACCGUCAGGGACACCGUCGUCACUCUGAAGACUAAGUUUAUAAAGAAGGAUCCCAACAAGCAGGUGGAGUUGCAGCCAUUCUCCAGACCGGAGCUUGCCCUCACUCAUAGCUUCAGACUGCUUAACUCGGAUGACUGGGAGAAAAAAAUCGAGGGGCUCAUGUUCCUGCGCUGUUUGGCACGGUAUCACGCAGACGUGCUUAAUAGUAGGCUUCAUGAAGUCUGCCUUGCUGUCAUUCAAGAGGUUCGUAACCAGCGCUCCGGAGUGUCCCGCAUCGCCAUGGUGACUUUAGGAGAGCUAUACUCUGGCCUGCAGAAGGGAAUGGACCAGGAGCUGGAAGCAACAGCCAAAGUUCUGUUACACAAAAGAGGAAAGAUCAAUGCGUUCAUUAGGCAGCAUGCAGAUGCCGCGCUGGACAGCAUGGUGCAGAACUGCACACCUACACGCAGCAUGAACGCCCUGCUUGCUGGAGGACUCGGUCACUUGGACGCAGCCGUAAGGAAGUGCACCGCUCAGCACUUGACUACUCUGGUCGAGAAGAUCGGCACCGGGCGGUUAUUGUCUGACGCAAAAGAUCUCACGGACCGAAUCUUACCCGCUGUCUCCAAGCUGGUGCAAGACUCUUCACCUGAAACCAGAUAUUUUGGCCGGCAAAUGCUGUUGUUCUUGUCUUCUCACCGAGACUUUGAUAAAAUGGUGGAAAAGUACAUUCCUCCCAAAGACCUGGCAACCGUCAGGGACACCGUCGUCACUCUGAAGACUAAGGUACAGGAAGCCAAGAGGGAAUACGGCAAUGUAAGAGAACUCAGGGAGGUUGAAAACAAGAUGUGUAGCUGCAUUCUGGAUCAGUGGUUGCAGUGUAUUCAAGAGGGGACAUUACUGCUCAUUAUGUGCUGCCUCAAAACCCACGGGGGGUGGUGCAAAAACAUUUUGGAUUGAAUGUCACUGAGGUGGUUUCAUGUGGCAUGCCUUUCUAUGUCAGAGAAGCAGUUCAAAAAGGCUCAAAAGGUUGACUGGAAAUGCUGCCUAUGUAAAUAAUUUUGAAUUCCUUUGGCUCCCAUCCACAAUCUAAACAUGUACAUAAAUAAAUGAAAAGAAAACAAAUAAAAAUGUUUGAAAUAUUAAAACAUGCGUGGACCAUCAGUU